This is a messenger RNA of Exophiala dermatitidis NIH/UT8656, 1271 nucleotides long. RefSeq lists its product as uncharacterized. Lineage: Eukaryota; Fungi; Ascomycota; Eurotiomycetes; Chaetothyriales; Herpotrichiellaceae. The record is from RefSeq and is a predicted model, not a curated record. The transcript has a single exon. The coding region runs from base 390 to 863 and encodes 157 amino acids.
GCCUAGGUACGUUUGUGGCGCUGCGCAGUGUUUGACGUGAAACUGAGAGUAGAUACUAAGACAUAGGUAGUACUGUGUCUACCUCGGGUAGCGUCCAUGGUUACAGAAGACAGCUCUGUAGCAGAUCGAAGUUGAGGCGCUUCAUAGGGUCCGUCGCCAGGCACGCAAACGUUGCCCCAGAUAGAUUAGACCCUGAUCUGAGAUUUCAUCUGAUGAGAUUAACCUGCAUCUCCGCAUGGGACCUCACCAUCGCAUCUCCGAAUACUACUACUACAGCACUGCCAUAUUAUUUUAGCCAUUCCGCAAGCUGAUCCAUCAAGUAUCCGUCUUUUACGUUUGUAUUCUUCGUCUUACUGCCGCCGAAGCCAUCGAGAUCAUCUGCCACCAAAAUGACUUCCAGACCAGCUGCGCGGCUGCUUCAAAGAGCGCUUGCUUCUACUAGACCACAUCGAACAAUUCGCCAGCAUCAAACAUUUUUCGUUGUUCGCCCUCGGUCUUCGAGUCUACAAAUCUACCAGAAUCAAUUUUCUCGAAGUCGCCUAUCUGCAUUCCAUACUUCCUCAUGCCGGCGCGCCCAGUCACCUACGGCAGAUGCUUUAAUGGAACAUCUCACCGAACUAUACUCGACCGCCAAGGACGAAUUUGAAAUUGCUGCAGAGGAGACAGAAAAGAAGACAGUGUACGCCGCCGAUGACCGCGAGGCAGCACAAGAAGCAUUGAAGGCGCUUAAGGAUGCGUUUGAGAAGGCGGUUAAGGAGAGCAACCCGGAAGUCGGGAAAGAGAUCCAAAGUCGAGUGGGCCAAAGAAUAAGAGAAUUGGAGAAUGCGGUCAAGGCUAUGGAAGAAAUGGCAAUGGAGGACUAGGCUGGAGGCUUUUCGCCAUAUAGACCUGAUGCCAUGAGUUGUGUCAGCCAAGGGGCCUGGACAGCCUCCGUUUCCUUACAUUGGUGGCCCUUGAGACUACGAAUGUUCAAUAAACAUUUACCAUGCUCUGCUCAACUUGAUGGAGUCCCUGUCUGCAGCAGAAAUGGACGUGUGCAAUCGCGCCACGGUGUCUCGGAAAAGAGAUCAACCGGGAAUGUUGCGCGCUGGCCAUUGCUGUGGGCUUUACUCUUACGGAAAGGCUGCAGCCAUCCAGGCGUAUGACCAUGCUGUAGUAAAAUGCUGCUGGCGUAGCCAUCAACCGUGUGACGCAAGAGCACAGAAAAGCGCCACACAGAAUAAACAAAUGCAAGUUAUUCAACCAUGGAAUUCAGGUACAGACAUGUCUUU